AGUUAUCAUUUUGAGACUUAUACCAAAACAAUUUUCUCUAUCUUUUCAUCCCACUUCCACUCACUCACUCACUCACACUGCUUCCAAAUUUCUCACUCUCUGAAAAUCUGUUUUGAUCGUCAUGGCGGACUCAGUGAGAGUGGAUAAAGACCUAGCAUUGAAAAUAUAUAGUAACGCAAGUGCCACACCAGAAGUUAUUGCAGCUUUUGCUGAGAGGAAGGAGUUUGAAAAUAUUUUGACAUACUCAAAGCAGGUUGGAUACACUCUUGAUUACUUAUUCCUUUUGAAAACAAUAUUGCGAACAGAUGCUCAGGGUGCUCUAGAUUUUGCUCUGAUAAUGCUGCGAAUGGAGGGGGGUUGCCCUGUUGACUGCAACACAAUAACGGAUCUGUUUCUUCAGAGGAAUAUGAUCCGCGAGGUAACUGCCUUUUUGUUGGAUAUGCUGAAGUCAGACCUAUCUGAACAUGGACAUCUUCAAACAAAGGUGCUGGAAAUCAAUCUUAAGACCUUUCCAGAAGUUGCUGAUGCUAUAUUGGCUAAAGGCACGUUUAGUCAUUACGAUCGUCCACGUAUUGCUAAGCUUUGUGAAAAGGCCGGCCUUUUCAUCAGGGCUCUUGAGCAUUAUACUGAGUUGCAUGAUAUCAAACGCGUCAUUGUGAAUACAAAUGCUAUGAAACCAAAGGCUCUUGUUAAGUUCUUUAGAACCCUUCCCCGAGAACAGGCAUUGGAGUGUAUGGAACAUCUUUUACUUGUCAACCUUAAGGGAAAUCUUCAAAUAGUUGUGCAGAUUGCUGAGGAAUAUUCUAAAAAUUUGGGUGUUGAUGCCUGCAUCGAAGUCUUUGAGAAAUUCAAGUCCUAUGAAGGACUAUACUUUUUCUUGGGUGCAUAUUUGAGCUAUAGCAAGGAUCCUGAUAUUCACUUCAAGUACAUUGAAGCAGCUGUUAAAACUGGACAUAUUAAGGAGGUAGAGCGUGUGACUCGGGAAUCAAGCUAUUAUGAUGCUGAGAAGAUAAAAAACUUUCUAAUGAAGACCGAACUUCCAAAUGCACAGCCAUUGAUGAAUGUGUGUAACCGAUUUGGUUUUGUUAGUCAACUCAUACAUUAUCUCUAUACUAAAAACAUGCUUCGUUCUGUUGAAGAAUAUGUUCAAAAGGUCAAUCCUCGAAAUGCUCCUCUAGUUGUAGGGAAGUUGUUCGACGAAGGAUGCCCUGAAGAUUUCAUUGAAGGUCUUUUACUUUCAGUUGGCUCUCAAUUUCCAGUUGAGCAAUUGGUUGAAAAAUGUGUGAAGAGGAAUCGUCUUCGUUUUCUUACUCGGUUAUUGGAGCGUCUCGUGAGCGAUGGGAGCCGAAAUGUAGAUGUGCAUAAUGCUCUUGGUAAAAUCAUCAUUGACAACAAUAACAAUCCUGAACAUUUUCUCACAACCAACCUAUAUUAUGAUUCUUAUGUUAUUGGUAAAUAUUGUGAGAAAAGCGACCCUGCACUUGCUGUUGUUGCUUACCGAAGGGGGAAAUGUGAUUAUGAGCUUGUUAAUGUUACCAAUGAAAAUUCUCUGUUCAAUCUCCAAGCCAGCUAUGUUGUGGAACGGAUGAAUGGAGGCCUCUGGAAAAAGGUUCUAAAUCCCGAGAAUGUGUUUAGAAGGAAGUUGAUUGAUCAAGUGGUGUCCACUGCUUUGCCUAAAUGCAAGAGUCCUGACCAAGUUUCGGCUGCAGUGAAAGCUUUUAUGAAUGCCAAUCUUACGCAUGAGGUGAUUGAGCUUCUCGACAAGAUUGUGCUACAAAAUUCUUCGUUUAUUGGAAACUUCAAUCUGAAUGGUUUAUUGAUCAUUGCUGCAAUAAAAGCAGAUCCUAAAAGAGUCAUGGGUUACAUAAAUAGGCUGGACAACUUUGAUGGCUCUGCUGUCGGGAAGGUGGCAGUGGAAGCAAACUUAUAUGAAGAGGCUUUUGCCAUUUUCAAGAAAUUUAAUCUGAAUGUUCAAGCUGUUAAUGUCCUGCUAGAUAACCUUCAGACCAUUGAUCGAGCUAUGGAGUUUGCGUCCCGUGUUGAAGAAGAUUGUGUAUGGAGCCAAGUGGCUAAGGCAAAACUAAGAAAAGGCUUAGUAGGUGAUGCAAUUGAGUUGUUCAUCCGUGUAGGUGAUGCCACUCACUUCUUAGAGGUCAUAAAGGCUGCUGAAGGUGCAAAUGUAUACCAUGAUCUAGUAAAGUACCUUCUCAUGGUUAGGGAGAAGACCAAAGAGCCUGAGGUGGACAGUGAGCUCAUAUAUGCUUACGCAAAGAUUGGGCGGCUUGGAGAAAUUGAGGAGUUUAUAUCGAUGCCAAAUGUUUCUAAUUUGCCAAAUGUUGGAGACCGCUUGUAUGCUGAGGCGCUCUAUGAGGCUGCAAAAAUUUUAUUUGCUUUUACUUCUGACUGGGCUAAGUUAGCAGUGACAUUGGCGAAGCUUCAACUAUUCCAAGAUGCUGUUGAUGCUGCUAGGAAAGCAAACAGUUUGAAAACAUGGAAGGAAGUUUGUUUUGCCUGCAUUGAUGCUGGGGAGUCCUCCUUAGCUCAGAUUUGUGGUGUCAAUGUUCUUGUUCAGGUGGACGAUCUUGAAGAGCUUAGUAAGUAUUAUCAGAACAAUGGACACUUCAAUCAACUCAUCUCUCUAAUGGAGAUAGGGUUAGGACUGGAGAGUGUCAAUCAGAGUAUCUUUACUGAGUUGGGAGUUCUUUAUGCAAGAUAUCGUCCUGCAGAAUUAUUGAAGCACAUUAAGUCGUUCUCAACUCGGCUCAAUAUUCCCAAGCUUAUUCGGGUCUGUGAUGAAAAGCGGCACUGGAAGGAACUUACAUACCUAUAUACACUAUAUGAUAAUUUUAACUAUGCUGCAACCACUGUAAUGAAUCACUCUCCAGAAGCAUGGGACCACAUGCAAUUCAAAGAUAUUAUAGUUAAGGUUUCCCGUGUAGAACUAUAUUAUGAGGCUGUUCAAUUCUACUUGGCAGAGCAUCCUGAUAUUAUAAAUGAUCUUCUUAAUGUGCUUGCCCGUCAUGUGAACCAUACUCGUGUUGUAGAUAUGGCGCGGAAGGUGGGCAACAUCCGAUUGAUAAAGCCGUACAUGGUUGCAGUUCAAAGCAGCAAUGUGUUUUCCGUUAAUGAAGCUUUGAAUGAAAUUUACGUUGAGGAGGAGGACUACGAUAGACUUCGUGAAUCAAUAGAUCUGUAUGACAACUUCAAUCAUAUAGGUCUUGCACAGAAGAUAGAGAAGCAUGAACUUCUCGAGAUGAGACGCAUUGCUUCUUAUAUUUACAAGAAAGGUGGUAGAUGGGAACAGUCCCUUGAUUUGUCAAAGAAAGACAAACUUUACAAAGACUGUAUCGAAACUUGCUCUCAUUCUGGUGACCGGAAACUCUCAGAGGAUUUGCUUGUUUAUUUUAUUGAACAGGGGAAGAAGGAGUGUUUCGCAUCUUGCCUCAUCGUAUGUUAUGAUCUAAUACGGCCAGAUGUUGCACUAGAGCUGGCUUGGAGGAACAAUAUGAUUGAUUUUUGCUUCCCUUAUCUCUUACAGUCUAUUCGGGAGUAUACGAGUAAGGUGGAUGAGCUUAUAAAGGACAAAAUUGAAGCAGAAAAUGAGAAAGUUAAAGAAAAGGAGAGGAAUAACAUUAUUGCCAAACAGAUUCCACCGGCAUCAAGAAUUUUUGUCCGAAUUGGAACCAAGUUCAGACUGUUCCUCCAGACCAUCAAACAUUAUGUAUCGAAAACUUUUCACCGUGGUCAUUCAGAUCGUUCCGUUCAGCAUUACGUCAUUGAUCCUUCCCUGGGCUGCAAACGCAUUCUUCACCGCUGCCAUUCAGAUUGUUCCGCUCAACAGUACAUCCUCCACAGAGAUUACAAGGUUGCAUACCAAUGCCUUGUUUAACAGGUAUAUGGAAAUAACUCUCUAUGUCAAUCUCUAGUCUCCACAGUCUUACCAGCCUUCACCUUCUUAAAGGAAAUGCAUAUAUGUAGGUAGAUGCUUCACCCUCCACAACCUUUGCAGAGAGUUGGAUCUGCAAUGGGAGAGAAAAACUGCCAUCUAAAAUCUUUCUUUUAUAAUGUCUUGUUAUUACCUUAUAAAUUUUCUGUUUCUUUCGGUGAGUUUUGCUUUUCAUCUAUUUCAUUCAGUUUAAUAUGAUACAUCAAAUUCGUAAUGAAGUUUCUU
Vicia villosa (hairy vetch) is the source of this 4171-nucleotide messenger RNA. RefSeq names its product clathrin heavy chain 1-like. NCBI's taxonomy places the organism in Eukaryota, Viridiplantae, Streptophyta, Magnoliopsida, Fabales, Fabaceae. Gene Ontology annotation, cellular component: chloroplast; Golgi apparatus; plasma membrane. Gene Ontology annotation, biological process: intracellular protein transport; receptor-mediated endocytosis. The record is from RefSeq and is a predicted model, not a curated record. The transcript is spliced from 19 exons. Gene Ontology annotation, molecular function: clathrin light chain binding. The coding region runs from base 122 to 3889 and encodes 1255 amino acids.